AUGAGCUUCACCUUCCGCGAUCGUCUCGAAGGCCGAGGGACGCAACCAGAUACGCCUCCGUAUCCCAACUUGCAGCCGCAGUUCAGACAACACACUCGCUCACAAGUAUUUCCUCCUCGCGAUCGCUAUCGCGCACCUCGUCAGAAUACCCUGUACGAUGUUGCGGCGGAAGAGUGCACAUACGGGCUAGAGCAGCCCCUCGACUCCUUCGGUGAGUCUACUGAGCAGGAAGAUAAGCUCCGCACCAUCUUCCCGUAUCCGAUCUUCAACGCUGUGCAGUCCAAGUGUUUUGAUGCUGUCUACAAGACCGACAAUAACUUUGUGCUGUCGUCGCCUACCGGAAGUGGUAAGACAGUGGUCCUGGAGCUUGCCAUAUGUCGAGCUAUCUCCAAAACCUCUACAGACCAGUACAAGAUCGUCUACCAGGCCCCUACCAAGGCACUAUGCUCCGAACGGCAACGAGAUUGGCAAAAUAAAUUUGGUCCACUUGGUCUUGAUUGUGCCGAGAUAACGGGCGAUUCCGAAUCUGCAGACUUGCGAAAUGUCCAGAGCGCCAACAUCAUCAUUACUACUCCAGAAAAGUGGGACAGCAUUACACGGAAGUGGAAAGACCACGAGAAGUUGAUGCGACUCGUGAAGCUGUUUCUUAUCGACGAAGUCCAUCUACUGAAAGAAGAUCGCGGUGCCACCUUGGAGGUAAUCGUCUCGCGUAUGAGGUCUAUCGGCACAGAUGUCCGAUUCGUUGCACUGUCUGCAACAGUGCCAAACUUCCACGAUGUAGCGACUUGGCUGGGCAAGACCGCAGCCGAGCCUUACGAACCCGCCGUGCACGAGAAGUUUAGCGAAGAGUUCCGACCUGUCAGGCUACGGAAACAUGUAUCUGGCUAUCAGUCUAAUGCCAACGACUUUGCGUUCGAGAAGCACCUUAACAGCAAACUACCAGAUGUAGUGAGCAUUCACUCCGAAGGGAAGCCCAUCAUGGUGUUCUGUUUCACACGAGCUUCCACCAUAGCUACUGCCAAAACUCUCGCGAACUGGUGGAUUACGCGUCACGCAAAGGAUCGUGCCUGGGAAACCGCCCACCAAACCUUUGUCUUUUCAGAAUCAGUAAAGGUCGAGAAAGCAUACCUAGAAGGAGAGAUCAGUGUGAUAUGUUGCACUUCGACACUAGCGGUGGGUGUGAACUUGCCAUGUCAUCUCGUUAUCAUCAAGAAUACCGUGGGCUUUGCGCAGGGUGGAGUCCAGGAGUAUUCCGAUCUCGAGAUCAUGCAAAUGCUCGGGCGUGCCGGCCGGCCGCAGUUCGAUGAUAGUGCAGUCGCUGUUAUCAUGACUCGACAGAACAAAGUUCGCAAGUACGAGCUAAUGGUGACUGGACAGGAAAUCCUGGAGAGCACCCUCCAUCAAGGCCUUAUUGACCACUUGAAUGCUGAAAUAGGCCUUGGCACUAUACACAACCUCCCUUCUGCCCGGAAGUGGCUUGCGAGCACCUUUCUUUACGUUCGUAUCAAACAGAACCCAGCGUACUACAAGUUGGAAGGGUCUAGGAGUGGCCAAAGCAUCGACGAACAACUCGAUGACAUCUUAACCCGGGAUAUCACGCUACUACGUCAACACAACCUGACAACAGGCGAAGACUUCUUGCUUUGCACCGACUAUGGCCACGCUAUGGCACAGUACUACGUCCAAUUUGACACCAUGCGGGUGUUCUUGGGGCUUGCCCCCCAAGGCCACAAUCUCUGA
Molecule: messenger RNA, 1740 nt
Organism: Didymosphaeria variabile
Lineage: Eukaryota; Fungi; Ascomycota; Dothideomycetes; Pleosporales; Didymosphaeriaceae
Product: ATP-dependent DNA helicase MER3
Exons: 3
Coding region: 1-1740 (579 amino acids)
Molecular function (GO): nucleic acid binding; ATP binding
Source: RefSeq, a predicted model, not a curated record